AUGAAGAUUUACAAGAAAUUAUUUUGGACUUUACUGCAAGGCUUCGUUUUGUUACCGACGAUAGCGUUGCGAGAUUCGCAUGUGGUCAACAGAAAGCUGAUCGAUGUGCCACAGUUUGAGCGACCCAUCGGCAACCAUACCUUCCACAUUGGAAAAGAAGCCGUCCUUGGUUGUUCUGUCAUUAAUCUAGGAAAACAUAAGGUCGGUUGGCUUCGAGCAGAAGACCAGACAGUCUUAUCCCUCAACGAUCGAGUGGUCCUCAGUCCUCGGUAUUCCGUAAACUUGGACACUCCCAGCACUUGGCAGCUGAGGAUCAGACCUCUGAGGGCAGAGGACCGUGGCUGCUACAUGUGUCAGAUCAACACGCAGCCCAGCAUGAAGUGGCAGAUUGGGUGCAUCGAUGUUUAUGUUCCUCCUGACAUAAUCAAUGAAGAGACGUCAGCGGACGUGUCAGCUCAGGAGAUGGACAAUGUGACCCUGCUCUGCAGAGCCUCAGGGCACCCUCCUCCGAAGAUCACUUGGAGAAGGGAAGACCACGAGCCUAUGCUGUUAAAGAAAGUUGGCAGUAGGGAUUUUUACAAAGUGGAGAGCUACGUGGGCAGUUCGCUGCCGCUGUGGCGCGUGGACCGCCGGCAGAUGGGCGCGUUCCUGUGCAUCGCGGCCAAUGACGUGCCGCCCGCCGUCAGCAAGCGGAUCAUACUUAAUGUUAACUUUUCACCAACGGUGAUAGUGCCAAACCAGUUGCUGGGCGCGCCGCUCGGCACCGACGUUAUACUAGAAUGCACAGUGGAAGCCUAUCCUAACACUAUCAACUAUUGGCUCAAGAACAGAGGAGAGAUGCUUCUUGAUGGGCCAAAGUACGUGAUAGGUGAGGAGCGGUCUUCCUACAGGGUGAUGAUGAAGCUCACCAUCAGAAAUUUCUCAAAAAACGACAUCGGUACUUACAACUGUGUCAGUACCAACUCAUUAGGAAAGAGUGAGGGCACUCUUAGACUUUAUGAAAUAAAACUGUAUCCUAGUUCCCAAUCGUCGGCCGAAGUUAACAUAGGAGGUCUAACAGAAGGUGCCGUGAAACAAAAAUCACAAUACAACAGUUCAACAACCUUUCCAAGAACGAUCGCCAUAAUUGUUCUACUAACAUUAUUACAAGUAUAUUAG
Spodoptera littoralis (African cotton leafworm) is the source of this 1158-nucleotide messenger RNA. Lineage: Eukaryota; Metazoa; Arthropoda; Insecta; Lepidoptera; Noctuidae. The record is from the annotation of a GenBank genome assembly.